UGAGGCCAGUGAUGGAGCGCUGACGGGGGGCGCGGCGGUGGCGGCGAGGGCUCGGCGGGCCAUUGGCUCCCGGCAGUGGCCGAGGCGUCUGGGGCACUGGAGGCGCGAGCAGGGCCGGCGGGCCGGGCCGGGGAACCUUUGGAGCUGCAGCGAUGGAGGACCAGAGGGACGCGCUCCGGAAGAUCAUCACCACGCUGGCCGUGAAGAAUGAAGAGAUUCAGAGUUUCAUCUACUCCCUCAAGCAGAUGCUGCUGAACGUGGAGGCGAAUUCGACCAAGGUCCAGGAGGACCUGGUGACGGAAUUCCAGUCUCUCUUCUCCCUGCUGGAGGAAGUCAAAGAGGGCAUGCUGAUGAAGAUCAAGCAGGACCGCGCCAGCCGGACCUACGAACUACAGAACCAGCUGGCCGCCUGCACGCGGGCCCUGGAGAGUUCUGAGGAGCUUCUGGAGACAGCAAACCAAACACUACAAGCCACAGACUGUGAGGACUUUCCCCAGGCUGCCAAGCAAAUCAAAGAUGGUGUGACCAUGGCCCCUGCCUUCCGACUGUCACUGAAAGCCAAGGUCAGCGACAACAUGAGUCACCUCAUGGUGGACUUUGCGCAGGAGCGGCGGAUGCUCCAGGCACUCAAGUUCCUCCCGGUCCCCAGUGCACCUGUGAUUGACCUGACCGAGUCCCUGGUGGCGGACAACUGUGUGACUCUGGUGUGGCGCAUGCCGGAUGAGGACAGCAAAAUCGACCACUACAUACUGGAGUAUCGGCGCACCAACUUUGAGGGGCCCCCGCGCCUCAAGGAGGAGCAUCCCUGGAUGGUCAUUGAAGGCAUCCGGAACACGGAAUACACUUUGACCGGUCUCAAGUUUGACAUGAGGUACAUGAAUUUCCGAGUGAAGGCCUGUAACAAGGCGGUCGCAGGUGAAUUCUCGGAGCCAGUGACGCUGGAGACACCAGCGUUCAUGUUCCGCCUGGAUGCGUCCACAUCCCACCAGAACCUGCGGGUGGAUGACCUCUCCGUGGAGUGGGACGCCAUGGGCGGGAAGGUGCAGGACAUCAAGGCCCGUGAGAAAGAUGGCAAGGGGCGAACAGCAUCUCCCGUCAACUCCCCGGCCAGAGGAACCCCAUCACCCAAGAGGAUGCCCUCGGGUCGUGGGGGACGGGAUCGUUUCACAGCUGAGUCCUACACGGUGCUGGGGGACACGCUGAUCGAUGGCGGGGAGCAUUACUGGGAGGUGCGCUACGAACCCGACAGCAAGGCCUUCGGCGUUGGGGUGGCCUACCGCAGCCUGGGCCGCUUUGAGCAGCUGGGCAAGACAGCAGCGUCCUGGUGCCUGCACGUCAAUAACUGGCUGCAGGUCAGCUUCACGGCCAAGCAUUCCAACAAGGCCAAGGUGCUGGACGUCCAGGUGCCAGACUGCCUGGGUGUGCACUGCGACUUCCACCAAGGCCUUCUGUCGUUCUACAAUGCCCGGACCAAACAGCUGCUGCACACCUUCAAGACCAAGUUCACGCAGCCACUGCUGCCUGCUUUUACGGUGUGGUGUGGCAGCUUCCAGGUGACCACUGGCCUGCAGGUGCCCAGCUCUGUGCGCUGCCUGCAGAAGCGAGGUAGCGCCACCAGUAGCUCCAACACCAGCCUCACUUAGCGCGCCCCCAAACACACGCCCACCCCUGUCGGUGGGGCUGAGGUGGGGUGGGGGGCCGCCGCUGAGCCCCGUUGUUUCGGCCGGACACCCUCCUCUCACUUGCUGCUUGGAGCCUUAGCCACGGAC
Messenger RNA from Sorex fumeus (smoky shrew), 1769 nucleotides. It is a transcript of the gene FSD1, whose product is annotated as fibronectin type III and SPRY domain containing 1. The transcript is spliced from 13 exons. The coding region runs from base 153 to 1643 and encodes 496 amino acids. NCBI's taxonomy places the organism in Eukaryota, Metazoa, Chordata, Mammalia, Eulipotyphla, Soricidae. Gene Ontology annotation, molecular function: protein binding. The record is from RefSeq and is a predicted model, not a curated record.